UUACGGCAGUGCACACCAACGAACUGGCCGUUUUGAGCGAAAUGUAUCAAAUUACGAAUAUAGUACUUGUGAGAUUUUUACUAUUAUUUACAAGUUUUCCCGCUUUCCGAAAUGUGUUUGUAUCAGCCGAUCCCAAUAUAAUAUCGAAAUCGCAAUGGAAUGGCGCUGAAGCGGUCAAUGAGCUCACACGACAAUCUUUGCCAGUUGGACGGGUAAUUAUUCUACACACAGCCGGUGUCGAAUGCCAAAAUGCGGAUAGCUGCUCUAAGCAAGUUCACAACAUUCAAAAUUAUCAUCUACGUAGCUUGCAUUUCGAUGAUAUCGCCUACAAUUUUCUCAUCGGCAAUGAUGGCAGCAUUUACGAAGGACGUGGUUGGGAAUUUGUCAGCGCGGCUGUUAAAAAUUAUAAUGUUGGCAGCUUGAGUGUAGCUUUUAUUGGCACAUUCGAGAGUAGUACACCCAGCACAGAAGCCUUAGAGGCCGCCCAGGCACUAGUCGAUACGGGUGUGCGUACGGGAAAAUUAACUGAGGAUUAUAAACUUUUUGGACAUCGCCAAUUGUCAACAACUUCAAGUCCAGGCGCGACCUUAUAUGAGAUUAUCAAGCGAUGGCCACAUUGGAGUCGUACUGUUAGUUGAAAAAAAAUAAUAGUUUUUUGUACCGCAUAUCGGAAUCAACAUUGCGAAUGGUUUUAAGUGAAAUUUUUAAUAUUUUAAUAAUAAUAAAAGGCUUAUUUGCUUUGAAAAGUAGUUCGCUUCUCAUAAAAAAAACGAAAAUUCACUUAGUGCUGUUCGUGAUGAUGCAUGUGUGCAUUAGGGAGAUCCCAAAAUCAUCAUAUUUUCCCUCAUAUAUAUAGCAUUUUCAGUUUAAAUUAAACUUUUUCAAAUUAAAUAGAACGAUUUUCAAAUUAAAUUAAACCUUUUUAAAUUUAAAUGAAACUUCUUUUUUUCGUUUACUGUGAAUUUGCUUUUCUUUAUGGUCAAGGCAUAUUUAAUUAUGUAUUUAUUCAGGAGCUAUUAAAUAAAAUUGAAUGUAGAUGAGAGCCAUGGGCGCAACCAGAAUGAGAUUAAAGAGUGUGGGAGGGAUGGGAGGCUCGAAACUA
Messenger RNA from Rhagoletis pomonella (apple maggot), 1102 nucleotides. Its product is annotated as peptidoglycan-recognition protein SD-like. NCBI's taxonomy places the organism in Eukaryota, Metazoa, Arthropoda, Insecta, Diptera, Tephritidae. Gene Ontology annotation, molecular function: N-acetylmuramoyl-L-alanine amidase activity; zinc ion binding; peptidoglycan binding. Gene Ontology annotation, biological process: innate immune response; peptidoglycan catabolic process. Bases 42 to 638 code for a protein of 198 amino acids. The transcript is spliced from 2 exons. The record is from RefSeq and is a predicted model, not a curated record.